This is a messenger RNA of Drosophila albomicans, 2095 nucleotides long. RefSeq names its product membrane metallo-endopeptidase-like 1. The record is from RefSeq and is a predicted model, not a curated record. NCBI's taxonomy places the organism in Eukaryota, Metazoa, Arthropoda, Insecta, Diptera, Drosophilidae. Gene Ontology annotation, cellular component: plasma membrane. Gene Ontology annotation, biological process: protein processing. Gene Ontology annotation, molecular function: metalloendopeptidase activity. The transcript has a single exon. Bases 34 to 2019 code for a protein of 661 amino acids.
UGAGGUGAAAACAGUCUGUCAAUAAUCGCGAUAAUGACAACAUCGAGAACGAGCCGCGUCUUCAAUGGACUGUUGUUCCUAUUUCUAAUAAUAUUUGCAACUAGUGCAAAAUCGGAAAGUGUGGAUACGCGAAUUCUUAAUGAAAUCCUCAGCUAUAUGAACGAAACAAUUCCGGCGUGCGAUGAUUACUAUGGAUACGCGUGUGGCAAGUGGGCCAAGGUGCAUGAGAAUGACAGUUACAUCGAGAUAACUGGCAAAAUCGAUCACGCUGUAAAUCAAAAUCUUGUUCUGCUCAUAAAUGAGCUGGCACAGCGAUCGGUGAAUCAACUCAGUGCAGUCGAGAGCAAAGUCUUGAAAUUCUACCAAAGUUGUCGCCAGACAAAGACGAGUUCACUAAACUCCAAAAAUUAUCUGCGACUGGUGCCGCCCAACAAUCAGAUUCCAUGGCCACAGUUUAAAGCUAAAUCUCAUCCGUGGGGCAGACAAAAGUUCCAAUGGAUGGAGACACUGGCACGUUUGCGGCGAUACGGAUUGUCGAAUGUGUUCUUUAAACUGGACGUCAACCAGGACAUUUUGAACAGCAGCAAGUACAUAAUCGACAUUGAUGUACCCAGCUUUCAGGAGAAGAACGAGCGUCUACAAUCGUCUACAAUAACCAAGUUGAUGCUGCUGUUGCUGGGUGUGGAGAGAAGAAAGGCGUUAAACCUGGCGGGCAAGGUGAAGAGCUUGGAGUUAUCUGUGCGCACCUUGGCCGAAAGAUUGUCCGAGGGCGACUCGGUAGACGUAACUUUGCGACGACUCGAUCAGAGGACGCGGGGCAAAUGGCGAAACUAUGUGAAUAUUGUGUGCAACCAGACCGUACCCUCCAACUAUAAAGUGCAAGUUGAUAACAUGGACUAUCUCGUCGGUCUGAUUGAGUUUCUUCAACACGAAGACCCUGAGGUGAUUGCCACAUACAUAAUGCUACGCUUUGCAUCACAUGUUAUCGAGGAGGCUAUGGACAUUGACGAUGAGAUUUCCUGUAUCCAGGAUGUUCGUCGCAACAUGGAGUUGGCCGUAAGUCUGCUGUACGAGCAGCGAUUCAUUAGUGCCGAUAAGAUGCGACAGCACAAGGACGAUCUACUGCUGCUCUUUGAACAGCUGCGCAAACAAUUUCUGCUCGAGCUCGAUGGCAAUCGGCUGCGCCUGACGCGCAAUCAAUUGAGACAUCUGCAAACUAAAGCGAGGAGGAUGUGGAUUAAAUUUGGCAACAUGCCGCAAGACGUAAAUCGAACCAAGUUUGUUGAAGAGUUCUAUGCGGAUCUGAACUUUUCCGAUGGCGACAAUUACGCGCAAUGUCACCUGAAGCUGUUGGAGUUCCGCACAAGUCGCUGGUUUGGUCAGCUACACAAGCCAGCUUUGAACGCCAGCAGUUACUUUCUGAUGACCGACUCGGAUACGGCAAUGAGUUCCACGCCGUACUACUUGCUGCGCCAAAAUCUGAUCAUUGUGCCAUAUGGCAUAAUGCAGGAACCGAUUUUCCAUAGCGAGGCUCACGAUGUCUUCAAAAUGAGUUUGCUAGGCUUCAUGCUCGCCCAUGAGUUAAUGCACGGCUUUGUUACCGGUGGCAUUCAUUUUGAUUUCCAAGGCAAUGGCUACGAAUUGGGUGCAGAUAUAAUGGAGAAGAGGCUUUACAAAGUAGCCGAGGACUGCAUGAAUAGCAACGAAACAGCUUAUCUGGACGAACGUGAAGCCGAUAUCACAGGCAUUCGUCUAGCCUACGAUGCUUACUUCGCUGACGAUUCUCCUUUCAACCGGACGCAGCCUGAGUUUACGAGUCGACCACUGAUCCAGCUGUUCUUCCUGAAUUUGGCACAAUUCUUCUGCGGCGAUGGAACCUCUUCGGAGUUUGUGGAUCACGAUGCAGAUGAGUUGCGCCUCCGGCAGGUGAUGAUCAACUUUCCAGCCUUCGCACACGCCCACAAUUGUCGCCAGGAUGUGGACCAAAUGCAUCCCGCUAAAAAGUGCCGGAUGUGGUAAUGUUGAGUGUGUGUUUUAAGCUUAUAUUGAACAAUAAACAAUCUAUUGCUGUGCUUAAUAAUAAUUGAAAAUGUCA